Mytilinidion resinicola is the source of this 622-nucleotide messenger RNA. RefSeq lists its product as uncharacterized. The coding region runs from base 59 to 622 and encodes 187 amino acids. NCBI's taxonomy places the organism in Eukaryota, Fungi, Ascomycota, Dothideomycetes, Mytilinidiales, Mytilinidiaceae. The transcript has 3 exons. The record is from RefSeq and is a predicted model, not a curated record.
AGCCACUCACCCACCUCAUCUCAUUUCACAAUUAAGCGAUUUUCCAACUUGGACUGAAAUGGUUUCCUACACCGCAGCAUUCGCAUCGCUCCUCAGCCUCCUUGCCACGACAGCUCUUUCAAAAAACGUUAUUGAUGCCUACCCAGACCACAGAUGCUCCAGCUCAGACCAGCAUCUAUCCUACAUCACCUUAGAGGACAAGCAUGUAUCGAAAGUCGACGGAAUUCAGUCCUAUAACUUUACUGAAUGUCGCACUACUCAAUGGAGGUCGAAUAUUACUGAGGUAGUCGUGGGGGUCGGUGGUAUGGUAAUUAGAGAGAUUGAUCCAGGAUGUUGGUACACGAUUUACCAGGAUGAUAAAUGCGCUGUGGAUCUGGGCCUCGACACAAAACAGGGCGAGCACGCCAUUGGCAGGUGUUGGUGGUUCUUCAAACCACGAGCGCUAAUCGGAUCGUUCAAGUUGACCUGCAAUAAUGCAACAGGGUACAUCACUCAAACGGCAGCGGGCUGGCGCACACACCCUAAUCAUAAACCUCCCUACGACAAAACCAAAUCCCACAACGGGUGGCCCAAACCGCCUACCCGUUUUCCGCGCCAUAUCCGAUUCCUGCAGCCCACCUGA